Messenger RNA from Cheilinus undulatus (humphead wrasse), 3288 nucleotides. Its product is annotated as ankyrin repeat domain-containing protein 61-like. The transcript is spliced from 5 exons. Gene Ontology annotation, molecular function: protein binding. Bases 2005 to 3201 code for a protein of 398 amino acids. NCBI's taxonomy places the organism in Eukaryota, Metazoa, Chordata, Actinopteri, Labriformes, Labridae. The record is from RefSeq and is a predicted model, not a curated record.
ACAAAAACAUAAAUUUAACAUAUACCCCUGUGUAAAAAGGAGAGGGGGAAAAAAACAAUAUAAGGGGUUUAGGGGUGCAGAUGAUGUAGUGUUUAGGUCACAUUAGGUCAAGUGUAAAUUCUUUUUUUUAACAUACUGAUUUAUAAUUAUGCCGUACCCUGCAAACCAUUCUCUGAGCUGAAAUUAAUCCUAUCCUCUGCCCAUUUUAUGCACGAGUACCAUAUGUUGCUAUAGAUACUGUCAACUUUUGCAAAUGGUCUGAAUACUUUUGUCUAUAUCAUAUUUAGGUUUUUUUAUUAUUAUUAAUAAGUUUGGGGGGGUCUAACGUUCUUUUUUCAAUUUGUGAAGGUAAGUACUGAGGGUUAAUGAAUGAGAAUACUUUUUUUUUCCAUUUUAACAUCAGUUUGCAGCAUAAAAAUGAAAAAUUUAAAGGAGGUCUGAAUACUUUUUGAAUGCACUGUGUGUAUGGGUAAUGUACAGGGCUAACUGGAUAUUGUAGAUUUUAGUAUUAAGGUAUGUCAGUCAAUUUUACAUCUAGAAAAAAACCUCUAACAAGUGAAGAUAAAAAUUUUAAGGACAUUUUAUGACCCUAAACACUAAAAUAUUUAUUCCGCACUAUAUAAAAUGUGCCUGAUUUUCUUCACUGAAAUGUCUAUUUAAAAAAACAUGAAUACUUUGUUUUAUAAAUAUUUUGCAGUCUUUCAUUCCCUCAAAUAUUUCCAACAGUUUUCCAAACAAAAAAAAAAUUGCAAUCUUAAUUGUAACAAGACACAUCAUGUUACAGUGGCUGUCAUGAUGGAGACACCCUGUCUGUCAUGGAUGUAGGUGUGUCACAGGAGGCACAUCUAAGUGACACUUUUCAUAGGUAGGGAUCAGGUAUUAUAAUGAGGUAAUUUUCUGAACAUGUGCGUGCAUAACCUUUUGAAUUAUUUUUGGUCAAUGCCAAUUUUGGGAUUUUGGCGCAUGUGAAAUUUUAGUCAGGAUUCUAUGCAAAGUUUUAUGAAUGAGAUAAUCAAGUUUUCUUAUUAUUUUGUGUGAGAGCCCCAUGGCAGUGAAAUUCAAACACUGCAUUUAAUUUGAAAAUGCCUAUGAAAGACUUCAAGGACCCUCAGGAAUCCUUUAAAAUAAAAUGUAAUUUAAUACAUUUUAAAGCUCCUAUAAGUGAUUUUAGUUUGUGUUAAUUUUGAUGCCACUUGCUGACAAAACGAUACCUCUUAUCUUUAUCUUGAUUUUGUUAUAUACAUACACAAGUGUUUUUUUUUUUUUUUUUUUGGUGCGUUUUGUUUUUUUUACAAAAAUAUCAUCUGCUCACGUUAAAGCUUCAAAUAUCUCAGACACUGAGAGUUUGUAUCUGCAAAAAUUGUAAAAAAAAAAAAGGAGGAAAAGCUGUUCCUGCAGCAUACAGGAAGUUGUCACCCUGCCUGACAACUUCCCUAAAGCAGGGGGUUAAAAGCAGUAAAAUAACUAUUUAAAUAAUGUUGCCCCUGAUUAUCUUGGCAUCAAUAUAAAUUUCAAUCUAUUUUAUAACCAAUUUUCAAUUUUCCAACAGAAGCUUUAAAAAACAGGGAACACACAAACCACCUGUAAAUAACUCAGAGGGGUGUGGCCUUUCCCCGAAAAUGGCCCCAAACAAAAAAAGUUAUCAGCUGCAACAGGACGGCUGUUUAACAGGCUUCGACAUGCAGCUCUCACACUUAUAUGAUGAAAUACAGCUGACUGGAAGACUCAAAAAGGUGCAUAGAAGUAGCUUAUGAAAUGACCAAAAAGAAGUAAUUAAUGGACAUCUUUGCUGCCUUUCUCAGGCUGCCUUCAUUACUGUCAUCAUGAGAGCUUGUUUUAGCAAACCAGAAGAACCAGGUUUAACCACCACAGAGCUUCAGGAAGCCUGCGCUCAGACAAAACCGCUGUCAAUUUGUGACAGUCAUGCUGGAGGAGAAAGAGGAACAUGACGGCUGCAGCAUUAACAUUAGCAAGUUUUACAACGGUUACUUUUGAAACACAGUCAUGGAUGAAGACUUUGGAUGUUUAGACGACGUGUCAAGACAGAAUGGGAGCAACUCUCUCCUCCUGAUGCAGCAGGGUACACCAGGAGAAGUUUUCUUGAAGGGCCUUGCUGUCCUCCCUCUUCACCUGGCUGCCUCUUACAGAAGAUUAAAGAGCAUGGAGCGACUGCUCUCAGCAGGGGCAGACCCCGAAACAAGGGACCAGUUGGGUCGAACCACUCUACAUGUGGUGAUAGCCAGUUGGCCUUGCCUUGGCACAGGUUUGCCAAACCCAGAAUUCAAAUUCCCUACGGCUUUAACCAGUGCUCAGAAGCAGGCAGAGGCCUGUCUGCGGCUCCUCUGUGAGCACAGUGUUAAUAUAAAUGCAGAGGUGGAGGGAGGUCACCAAACGGCUCUCCACCUUUCAGUACGCUACGCUGCACUGCCUGCUGUCCAAAUUCUCUCCAGCUAUGGAGCUAAUAUCAACGCUGUGGACAGUAGUGGGAUGACUCCCCUGCAUAUGGCUGCUGGGAUGUUACAUAAGGACCUCAUAGCAAGCUUGAUCAAGGAGGGAGCAGAUGUCAACAUGGGGGUGAAACACUCCGGGAAUACUCCUCUGCACCUCGCUACUGUUGCAAUGGCUAUGAAGACCAGUAAAACCCUGGAGGAGGACAUCAGCUGCCUCUCUGAGCUUCUCAAGCAGGGGGCUGAGGUUGAUUCAGUGAACAAGGCUGGUUUUACGCCCUUACACGAAGUGUGCAGCAUGGGCAGUAAGGAGCUGGUGGACCUGCUGCUUGAACAUGGAGCCAACAUCAACAAGCUGAGCAAAAGCGGGGAGAACUGUCUCUUUCUGUUCCUGAACCACAGGAUGAACGUGAGGAACCAAUCCCUGCUGGUGAAAUUGCUCAGUCUUACCUCUCCUCUCACCGUCUACAACCACAGCGGCCUCCUGCCCUUCACUCUGACUCUACCAUGUUUCUUUAAACAAAGAGAGCAGCUAUUCAAAGUCAUUCAGCAGCCCAGGAGGCUUCACGAUAUCUGCAAGUGUGAGAUUUAUCUAAAAUACGUUCAAAGUGAAAGAGAGGUGGUGAGGAAAGUCCUUCCCAAGAAGCUUUAUGACUUUGUGUUCAACAGCUGGGAGAACUUAUACAACAUUACCUUUGAGAGUGAUGCCAAACAGGACUCAUUCACUAACUUGUUUACAUUGACUCCUACCUGAAAACUGGAUGUGGUUGCAUGUGUUGAAAUUUGUUAAUUUGGUGAGCCUAAAUCAUACAAACACUUGUUAAAGAAAUAAAAACUCCCA